This is a messenger RNA of Dentiscutata erythropus, 1117 nucleotides long. NCBI's taxonomy places the organism in Eukaryota, Fungi, Glomeromycota, Glomeromycetes, Diversisporales, Gigasporaceae. The record is from the annotation of a GenBank genome assembly.
AUGAACGAAUCAAAAACUAUAAAGUUAAAAGCAAAAGGAUAUCAUACAAUUAAAGAAAUUAAACAAAUGAUCCAGUAUAAAAAAGGCAUUCCCUCAGACCAACAACAUCUUACGUUUAAUAAUGAAACGCAAUAUGACGAUUAUACCUUGUCAUAUUACAAAAUCGAAGAAGAAUCUACUUUGCAUCUAGAAUUUAAAGCAAUAAUGAUCUAUGUAAAAUUAACAAAUGGGAAAACGAUAAAACUUGAAGUGGAUAGAUAUUGCUCUGCCGAACAGGUUAUAAAUAUGAUUAAAGACAAAGAAGGAAUUCCCUCUUAUCAAUAUUUUAUUUUUAAUGGCAUGACAAUUUAUCCCUGGAACACCUUAGAAUCAAAAAAGAUUAACAAUGAAUCCACACUCAAUCUAUUUCAAUAUAUACCAUUCUCUGGUCAAAUAUUUGUGCAAGCAUUAACUGGAAAAAAAUUUACUUUGGAAAUAAAUUCGAGUAACACUUUCGACCAAAUUAAAUUGAUGAUCCAGCACGAAGAAGGAAUCCCACCUGAUCAACAACGUCUCAUGCUUGCUGGCAUGCAAGUAGAAGAUGGCCGCACUUUGUCAGAUUAUUAUAUCCAAAGAGCUGGUCGCAAAGAAUUUGAUGCAUUGCCACCACUUACGCAAUAUAUACUAACACCUGAAGAACGUCUACAAAAUGGAAUUCAUGCUGGUAUUAUUUGUAAUUAUUGCAGUAAAAGUGAAUGGAAAGGAGCGAGAUAUAAAUGUUCGGAAUGCCCUGAUUUUGACUUGUGCUUUAACUGUAUUGCAAUGUCCAACCUACUUCAUAAUGUGCAACAUCAAUUUUUGAAACUCUUGAAUCCCUUAGAUCCGAAAAUAGUUUCUAAAAAUACCUCUAUUUCUUCUGUUAAUAUCAUCCCAAUAUUACCGAACACGAAGGAAAAAUUAUUAACUCUACUACGUGAAGAAGAGCGACGAAGGCAUUCGCCUGAAAUGCAAAAAAAAUAUUAUGAUGUUGGGAUCGAUCCUACAUGUGGCAAGGAUUGGAUGGAUGUUACUGCUCAGAUGCAGCUAGAGUUGGUUCGAGAGUUUGGAUACUCGGAUGAGGCUGUACAAUUGUUGCGAC